AUGGUAGCUGCAAAUGAGGAUGAAAAACGACGAGAACAAUCGGAAAUAUCUAGAAAAGCCGCGAUUCGAGAAAGAAUUGAAAGACAAAGAGAAAGAGAUCGAAUUGUGAAAGAAAGUAUUGCAAAUGUUGAUAAAAAGGCAAAAAAUCGCAUUGUUUUCGAAGAUUCGGAUGAAGAUAAUGAAGAUGAAAAAGAUGAUGAUGAAGAGGAGGAUAAAGUAUGUUUUUAUUGAUUUUUUUUUGGAUAAAUUGAUUUUUUAUUGAUAAAAAUACGUCUACAAAUAUGAUCAUAAUCAUGUGUUUUUCAGGCUGCCAGCUCAUCGAAAUCCAAAAAAUCUUCAUCGUCUUCGAAACCAAAACUGUUUGAUAGUGAAGAUGAAGAUGAAGAUGACACUGAAAAUCCGGAAAAUGAAGAAAUUCAAAUAAAAAAUCGACACAGCGGACCGAAAGGUGAAAAAUUGAUGAAACUCGAAACCCGUUUCAACAGUGAUCCACGUUUCAAACUUGAUGAUAAAUUUGUGGAAAGUUCGGAUUCUGAAGGAGAAGGAAAUGAUGGAAAUGAAGAAGAGAAGUUGGAAAAAAUGGAAAGUAAACAGGAAAAAGAGAAGAAUCGAGAAUUGCUGUCAAAGAUUCUGGGAAAAAAUGUGAUGGAUGUGAAAAAAGUGGAGAAUAAGGGAUUGAUGGCAAGACCAUUUACAAGGUGAAUUUUUGGGAAAUGGCGAAAAAAUAUUUUUAGACAAAUAAUAUUUUUAAAAAUUGAGAAAAUGUGGAUUUUUGAAAUAUUUGUCUGAAAAUCAAGAUGCUGAAAUUAGGACAUUUGAGUGAAUUUCAAAAAAAUCUAAAUUUGUUCCAGAUUCGAUCCAUCAAAUCCAGAACAUGUUGCAUGGAUGAAAGAAUUUGAAGAAUCGAAAAAUCCGAAGAAAAAAGAGGAAAAAGAAAAAGAAGCUGAAAAGGAGAAAGAAGAUGGAGAAGAAUCUGAAGGUGGUGAAAGUAGCGAUGAAGAUGAUGAUGAAAAUCUGACAAAAGCUGAAAUUUUCUAUCAAUAUGAUGAGAGUUUUUCGAGUGAAUUGAAAAAAGAAAAAGAGGAAAAUGGAAAUGGAAAUGGAUUCUCGUUUUUGGCAAUGAUGGGAAGAAAACACGAAGAAGAAGAAGAUGAAAAUGAAGAAGAAGAAGAAGAAGAAGAAAUGGAACAAGAUGUAAGUUUUAUUGGACUAUUUUUGGUAUUAGAUAAAAAAUAUUUUUCUAACUGAAACGUUGAAAAUUUUCUUUUAAAGUUAUUUUCAGCUGAGAUUCAAUGAAAUUUUAAACGAUAUUUGAGAGCUCUAUUUUUGUUUACGAAAAAACCUUGAAAAUUUACGUUUCAAAGUGAUUUAUUUCCGGGAAUUUUUCCAACUCUAUUGAUAUUUCUCGUAUUGAAAUAGCAAUAAUCAUAGUCUUCUUCAGAUCUCCGAAGUUCCGCUAUCAACGAAAAAAUCCAAAUCCGAACCUUCUCAACUUCCGCUAAAUACAUCUGUAAAAGUGUCGAAAUUUUUCGUAACCUCAAAAGAUGAACAAAUUCGAAGUAUGGCGAUGAAUUUUCGACGAACUCAAGAUGUCCAAAAAAUUAUUGAUCGAUGGACUCCGCAUCGAGAUGCUAUUUUUAAUAUUUGGAAAAAGCAACGAAAAAUUGCUAUGAAUAAUGAGAAGGGAAAAUUUCCGGAAAAAAAACGAAAAAUCGACAAAAAUUGA
This is a messenger RNA of Caenorhabditis angaria, 1726 nucleotides long. NCBI's taxonomy places the organism in Eukaryota, Metazoa, Nematoda, Chromadorea, Rhabditida, Rhabditidae. The record is from the annotation of a GenBank genome assembly.